AUGCGUCUCUCAUCAUUCAUCGCGGUCGCUGGAGUCUUCAGCAUCUCUGCAGUCUCAGCCGAACCCACCACACCUAAAUUGCAAAAAGGUGUCGAUUGCAAAGCUGUCAAUUUAGCACUUACGGUGCUCAAGGGACUGGGGCCCCCGGCUACGUCUUUCUGUAGUUCCUAUUUGAAGGUCCCUGCCACCAGCACAGUGUCCAUAACAACAACUACACCAAUAACUACCUUGACAACCUCCACAUCAACCGUCACUGUCACAAGCUCUGUCUGCGAAGCGCCAAAGCGCCGCAGCCCUGGCCAAUUGAGCAACGAUCGAAGUAGCGAUGUGCAGACAGAAGAAUUAGACGCAGAACCUGUCAAGCGUCACAACAUCCCUGCUCUUUCAGUCUUUGCUGCUGCAAAACUAUCAUCGGGUUGCAGUUGCCUCAGCCUCAUGCCGAAGACUUCAGUCACCGCGACUGUCACGGCGCCAGCCUCUACUGUCAAUGUUGUUGCUACAACAACAGCAUGUGUUAUGCCGGUAUGCACGCCGAGCGGUGGACGCUGUGAUUUGUCAGACCCAGGAGCGUGCUGCAAUCAAAUUUGCUUCAAUUCGAGUCCCUUUCCCUACUGUGGCUAA
Alternaria burnsii is the source of this 621-nucleotide messenger RNA. RefSeq lists its product as uncharacterized. NCBI's taxonomy places the organism in Eukaryota, Fungi, Ascomycota, Dothideomycetes, Pleosporales, Pleosporaceae. The transcript is spliced from 3 exons. Bases 1 to 621 code for a protein of 206 amino acids. The record is from RefSeq and is a predicted model, not a curated record.